Messenger RNA from Mizuhopecten yessoensis (Yesso scallop), 1969 nucleotides. Its product is annotated as ceramide kinase-like. The coding region runs from base 118 to 1572 and encodes 484 amino acids. Gene Ontology annotation, molecular function: kinase activity. The transcript has 10 exons. NCBI's taxonomy places the organism in Eukaryota, Metazoa, Mollusca, Bivalvia, Pectinida, Pectinidae. The record is from RefSeq and is a predicted model, not a curated record.
AAUACAUUUCUGGAAACCAGCGAGCGUAGGUAUUAAACGUUUGGCGCGGUGUGUGAAGAUUCAGUUGCUAGAAUAAGUCGCAGUGUUAACACGUUCGUACUUUAACAAAACGACACAAUGGAAGGUAGUGGUCAGUUUAUCGUAGAUGGACAGCACGUUGCAGCAGAAUUUACAUCUGAUCAUUUAAUCUGGACUGACACAAGUAGCAAAAAAGAAGUUUGGGUGGAGACAGACAACAUCAUAUGCUGUACGACAACAACCGAAGAAACGGGGUUUGAGGUGGUCUACGCCGCAAAGUCUAAGAAAAAUGAUUCUAAACUAAGGGAAGGAAGGAUUGUUUUCUCUGGUCCAGCUGACAAGGUUCGGAUAUUUUCCAGGAUUAUCCAGGGAUAUCUUGCAGAAAACAAGCGGCCUCGGAGAUUGUUAAUCCUGAUAAACCCAGAGAGUGGGAAAAAGCGUGGUUACAAAGACUACGUGAACAAGGUUCAGCCUAUCUUAGAGCGAUGCGGGAUACAGGCCGAAGCUGUAGUAACGACUGGGAAAGGCCAGCCGACAGAGAUUCUCGGGGACUACGACCUUGAUAGUAUUGACGGAUUGGUGGCAAUGGGUGGAGACGGGUUCUACUGUGAAUGUCUGAACGGAUUGAUUGUCAGGAGGCAGACAGACGCUGGGGUUGACUUCAAUGACAGCACCGCAGAGUUGAGUGCUCCUACUAUUCCAAUCGGGAUUCUCCCGGCAGGAACUGGGGAUUAUGUGGUACAGUACUUACAUGGAACCAGAUGUCUUGUCACGGCAGUCCUGAGGAUUCUAAUGGGCAAAUCGGUUAACACGAAUUCGGCGAGUAUUCACGAAGAUAAUCGAUGUUUGGCUCAUUCCGGCCUCGUUCUGGGGUUCGGUCUGUUCGGAGACAUGAUGCACAACUGCGAGAAGUACCGCUGGAUGGGGUCCAAUAGAUACAACAUUGUCCCCAUUGCCUCUCUUCUCAGAAGAAGAACAGUGGACGUUGAAAUUGAGUAUCUUCCCGCCAAGUCUUCAGCCUCGACAUCAAGUCCUUCGUCACGAGAUUUCAAGCGUCAAAUUUCAUUACCAGUUGGAAAUUACAAAGUGUCGAUGGCGCCUCGCCUUCGAAGACAAUCGUCCGUACCAGAUAUUCUAAUAAACAUAACUAAUGGAUGGCAGAAGACGACCGGUCGCGUUUACGCUGUAGAUACUCAUCCUAUCGUCAUGGCAGCCAAAGAUGGACGCAUGCGCCCUUGCUUCGGUGCUGAAAAUUUAACAAUGACUGUCACGGACAAGUGCAGCUUAUCUAAGCACGUGCAGCAGCUUUCAUUGGUCAACGACGAAAAGCCAGACUGUUACAACUUUGAUUUCGUCCGUCAGAUGAAUGUUGAUGCCUUCAAAGUUCGUCUGUCCUCCAGCACGCCUCUUCGAAUAACCAAAACAGGAAGAAAAGAAUUAGAUAAGAAUUUCUUCAUCAAUUGUGACGGCGAGGCGAUCCGGCUAACCACUCCACAGUUUGAAGUUAGGUUCCAUAGAAACAUUGUGAGCCUUUUCGGAACACCUUCAACAUGAAUGACCAACAGACCUGGGUGAACAACCUUUGGAAAGUUGGAAACAAGUGCCUUGUCACUUAUCUUGGAUGCCAUUAGCGUCCGGUUCUACCUUCUUGUCGGUCACUGGUUGCGGCCUGAGGAAGAAACCGUACUAUCCGGACCAAUGAACAAUGGCUACAUCGAAAGACACGAUGUAUACGUCAGAAAGGUCAUAGGCAAUUUCUGGUCAAGCGGCUUUCGAGACAAGCUUGCAUUGCGUUAGCAGUUAGCAAUCAAAACACAUAUACAAGUAUUACGAUUAAAGGUGCCUGGAUAAGCAUGUUAAACGUGCUAUCCGGGUGUACGUCGUGCACCUACCCGUAUUGGCAUUAUUUAUGUAAUGAGUUUUCGUUGUUGAUUUUAUUAAAAUAUUAAAA